UUUCAAAAUAGUCCUUAUAAAAUUGCGUUCAACUUUAUUUUUCAGUUUUAUUCAAUUUUUUUUUUCAAUAAGGAACACCUUUUUUAACAAAUACGAAGUUGAUUUGAAUCAAAAGUUAAGAAAAAAAAAAAGACAUGAUCGAGCGUAAAUAGUUUAACCUGUGGUGUAUUUGUGCAAAAGAGCAAUUUCAAACCAAACCAUUUAAAACUAAAUCUUCAAAAUUUUCCAAAUUCGAAAAAAUUCGAGAUUAGGCCAAGAAGUCUCUUAUAAAAUAGUGUUUAUUUCUGUACAUCUUAGAUGUUAUAAAAUAAAUUAUUGUUAAUUAGAUAAAUAUACUGUAAGUGCUAACUUACGCUUUAGGAAGACGCAAACUUUAGUAUAACGUGAAACGUUUAAGUUUGUACAAAGUGUUCCUUUUUCUCCAUGUAUAACUAUUUAUCUAAAAAUAACUAUGCACAGAACAAAAGAAGAUUGGUCAAUCCUUUUAAAUGAGUAUGCUGUUUGUGAGAAAAAACUGGAAAGCAAAAAAGAGGCUUUAAAAAUAUUAAUUGAAGAAAAUAAACAAAUUCAAGUUGAAAGAGAUGUCUAUAAAAACAAAAGUUCUCUUUUGCAACUUGAAAUUGAUGGUUUGCGCGAAGUGUUGGGAACAUACAAGCAACCUAUUAAUAGCAUUGGUGAAGACGCAAAAAAAAUAAGGACCUUAAGUAACUUACUACAGUUUUCAAGAGAUGAGAAUGAAUUAUUAAAGAAAGAUUUAAUGAAUCUCAAACAUCUUUACAGUGAAUGUCAAAAAGACAAUAUACUACUACAUGCUACAAUAUCUCGACAUAGCAACAACCAGGUUCUUGACAAAAAGGAAGAUAAGGAAAGACUUAUUUUGCAAUUAGAAGAGGUUAAUUCCAAGGUUUUAGAGCUUGAGCAAGAAUUAGAAAUUUGUAGAGAUGAGAAACUGCAAGUGCAAGAGGAGAAAGACAGUUUCAAUGCCAAGAAUAUUCGAUUAAAUGCAGAACUCAAUUAUAUUUUACACAACGAUGAUAAAAGAAUUGUUGAUAUUGAUGCUUUUGUGCUGGAGAACAAGUACUUGAAAGAAGUGCUUAAACAAUACAAAGAGGAAAAAAAGGCAGCCUUAGCAUUAGUUUCACGAUACAAAGAAGCUUUAAACCAAAAAAAAUUGAGUAAUAAAUUAUCGUAUUUACAAAUGUUGGAAAAUCAACAUGAAUCGUAUUUUUCCUCUAAUUCAACAAUGCAGCAACUUCAGCGUGUUAACAAAUCACUUACUGAAAUUAUUGCAGAAAAAGAGCUCGCACUUAAGCAUCAAAGAAAUACUAACAGAGUUCUUGGUGCUCGUGUAUCUGAGUUGGAAAAAAAAUUAAGAACAAUGGAAGUCUCUGGUCUUUGGUCUCACGAUCAGCGUAGACCUCGCUAUACAUCUGAAGAUGAGUACUUAAACUUUAAUAAGUUUGAUUCUGGGUGUAGCAAAUAUGAAAAUUUAGCUUGCGAAGAAAAGAUAAAUGAUGAGAUUACUAACGCUUUAAAUGAUAAAAUUCCAAAUGUUUUAACAAGAGUUGUUUCUGAUGCUAAAGUUAAUUCAGAAAUAAGUCAAAAUAAUAUAUCAUGCGGUACUUGCUUGUGUGAUACUGCAAGUGAGCUGUAUGAAUCAAUAAAUGAAGUGGAAUCCUCCGAAAAAGAUUUUGCUUCUGCUAUUAUCGAAAUACCUUUUACAAGCAAUAGUACUCUUAAUAACAACAUCUUUUCUAUGUAUGAUGAGAAGAAACUGAAUUGUAAUUCUUCUAGUAGAUAAUCAUAUGAAUCAUGUAAAUUCAUAUAUAGAUAUG
Messenger RNA from Hydra vulgaris (swiftwater hydra), 1835 nucleotides. RefSeq names its product coiled-coil domain-containing protein 149. The record is from RefSeq and is a predicted model, not a curated record. NCBI's taxonomy places the organism in Eukaryota, Metazoa, Cnidaria, Hydrozoa, Anthoathecata, Hydridae.